UUUCCUCUGGUUUAGGAAGGCAAGUCCCCGGAUAAGAACGGCAAGAUGAUCGUUCCAAAAGGACAAAUCCUGAUGAUUCUUUCUGGAGCCGUCAGUAGAUGAACUCAUCACUCAAAAGACCAUAGCAGUGUUAAGGCAUGGAAACGCAUGAUGACUCUGAUGAAGACAAUCUUACAAGUUACGACAUCCAGCGCAGUAUUCAAGAAUCCAUCGAAGCCAGCAAGACCACGUUUUAUCCUGAAAGAUUUGUACCCCUAAGUGAACAAAAUAGAAAACUCGUGACGGCUAUAAAACAAGGUCACAUUCUUGAGCUCCAGGACUAUGUGAAAUGUAAAUAUGCGCUGGAUGAAGCUGAUGAACAGGGAUGGUUUCCAUUGCAUGAAGCUGUUGUUCAGCCCAUUCAACAAAUCCUUGAAAUUGUUCUGGAUGCAUCAUACAAGACUCUCUGGGAGUUCAAGACUUGUGAUGGGGAAACGCCCUUGACUUUGGCAGUCAGAGCUGAUCUAGUGGAAAAUGUAAGAACUUUGCUAGCAAAAGGAGUGCUGUCCAACACUAAAAAUGACAAAGGAGAGACACCCCUUCUGAUCGCUGUAAAAAAGGGCUCCUACGACAUGGUAUCUGCUCUGAUUAAACACACCACCAACCUUGACCAGCCCUGUGUCAAGCGGUGGUCAGCAAUGCAUGAGGCCGCCAAACAGGGUCGCAAAGACAUCAUCGCUCUCCUGCUGAAGCAUGGUGGCAAUGUCCACCUGAGAGAUGGAUUUGGAGUCACACCUCUAGGGGUUGCUGCCGAGUAUGGCCACUGUGAUGUGUUAGAGCACCUCAUUCACAAAGGUGGUGAUGUGUUUGCUUUGGCGGAUGAUGGCGCAUCAGUGUUGUUUGAGGCAGCAGGAGGAGGCAAUCCCGACUGCAUUUCCCUCUUGCUGGAAUAUGGAGGAAGUGGAAACGUGCCCAACAGAGCAGGACAUCUCCCUAUACACCGUGCUGCCUAUGAGGGACAUUAUCUUGCUCUGAAAUAUCUUAUCCCAGUAACGUCCAGACAUGCCAUCCAGAAAAGUGGGCUUACCCCGAUUCACUCAGCAGCCGAUGGACAAAAUGUGCAGUGUCUACAGCUGCUCAUUGAAAAUGGCUUUGAUGUCAACACCCUGCUGGCCGACCACAUUUCCGAGAGCUACGACGACGGGAGGAAGACCGCGCUGUACUUUGCGGUUUCUAACAAUGACAUCCAGUGCACAGAAGUCCUGCUGGCUGCCGGCGCAGAUGCCAACCUAGACCCCCUCAACUCCCUUCUUGUGGCGGUGAGGGCCAACAACCACGAAAUCGUCCGCCUGCUCCUCUCCCAGGGAGCUGACGUCAAUUGCUAUUUCAUGCAUGUGAAUGACACGCGCUUCCCCAGUGCCAUUCAAUACGCCCUGAACGACGAAGCCAUGCUCAGGCUGCUGCUGAAUAGUGGCUACCAAGUGGAGAUGUGCUUUGACUGCAUGCACGGCGACAUCUUUGGGAGCUCUUUCGUGUGGUCGGAGAUCGAGGAAGAAGUACUGCCCGGAUGGACGUCCUCAGUGAUCAAAGAUAAUCCGAAUCCGUGUCCGUUGAAGCAUUUGUGUCGCUUAAAAAUCCGAAGGCUCAUGGGUCUCCAGCGACUUGGCCAGCCAGCCUCCAUGGAGAAGCUUUCUCUGCCACCAACUAUACAAAGAUACAUAUUAUUUAAAGAGUAUGAUCUGUAUGGGCAAGGACUGAAAUUGCCAUAGCUUAAAAAUCACACUUUAAAAUGGAAUUUUAAGUGGAAUUAUCAUUCAUCCUGAAGUGUAUGUAAGCCCACUGGCAAUUGUAUAGCUAGAUCGUGUGUUCUAAGGCAAUCCUUCAUAAGAGAGGUUUACGUUGUGAUUCUUAAGAUUGUCAUUAUUUUGUAUUUGUGAAUAGGUCCUCCUGCUUUCUUCAAACUCUCCCUAUUAAGUGGAUCCUGCCUAUAAAAAUUAUCCACGAUCAAAUAUCUCCUAUAUUAAAAAAAUUCAAAACAAAAACCAAGCAAACAAAUAACCACUUCCACAAACAUCUUUCUUCUUGUUGCUGGCCCGUCUCUCCUCUCCGGUAGCCACUUAAAUGACCCAAGUGCCUUCCGCCUGCAGGUUCACACCCUGUCAUCUCGCUUCUGCUCACUCCCCUCCCCUGCUCAGGGUCCUUCACUGCCUCCCAGCUAAAUAUGACCUCCUUCGGCCCUCAUUUUAUUGAUUAUCCCACAGGGUUGUCUGCUCCAUCCUAACAAGGGUCUCUUUGCUGAGCUGACCUGACUCUUGCUGCCCUCCUUCCUACCUGCCCUGGAAACUCUGCCCCUGGUUCCUUUCUGGGCUACUCAUCUGCCAGUCCUUUAGUGCAGGGCUUCCUAAUCAUAUGUCUUGAAUCCUUUCUGCUUUUUAUGCUAUAUUCGCUGGGACAUUUCAUCCAGUCUUGUGAUCCUGAUGAUUAUUUAUCUGUAUGUUGAUUAUUUAUCUGUAUGUUGGCAUCUGCACAAUUUGUGUUGAAGCUCAAGUUCCGUUUUACCAUAUGUGCUUCUGAUCUGUGUAACAAAGAGCCACAGGGCCUGGAACAUAAAGACAUUUCUAAUCUGGCAGAUCCCACGUGAACUUACCAUCUUUUCCCAAAAACAAGCUCCGUCACUUGUAUUCUCUAGCUCCAUAGCUAAUGCAAUCAUCAAUCCACUUCCCCAAAGCCUGGGCCUGGGUUUGAUGCCGUCUCUUCCCAUUUUCCAUAACAAAUUGCCAAGUCCUGUUAAGUCACCUUUCCCCAUUCAGUCCCACGGACCUCCUAAUUCUGUUUCCUCCACUGCGCACCCGGCUGCCCUCCCUGCAAGCUUUCUGGACCACACUCUACUCACAGCCUCCAAGACAAAUCUUUUACAUAUGCAAACAGUAUUCUGCUCCUUAAAAUCAUUCUCAUUGCUCUUAGGAUAAAGCCCACACUUCCUACAUGACCCUUCACCAUUUAACUCCUUCCUCUCCUUCAGUUGUGUGUUUUGACGUCCCUCUCUGUCCUCCCCACCCCCCUUUACCCAUAGUGAACACCCCUACCAGUUGAUUCUUGGAACAGUGAUUCCCAGACUUCUGGGUUUGAUAAGCCACGAGUUUCUGUUAUUAUCAUAUUAGAAACAUGGAAAUGUUUUCUUUUUUUUUUUAAUGUCAAUGGCAAAAAAUAUUAAGAUGGCCACAAAUUUGUUCACUCAUGUUGAAUGACUUUCCUUUGGAAAAGAGUGACCACCCUGUUCUAAUUUUACCAUGGAAGGGUAGAAAUUUCAUUCUAGUCUGACAAGUCUGUCAGUUUAGGAACCACUGCUGUAGAAUAAGCCCCAGACCCUUGCACCUCACACCUUUGAAUUUCUCUCACCUUCUUUUCGUUUCUGUCUUCAACUCCCUCUUCCCCUACAAGUCCCGGCUUAGUUCUUUCCUCCUCAGUCUGUAUUAUGUUCUUGCCUGGUUUCUCCCACUUGACUGUCAGCUCAGUGAGGGCAGGAACUAGGAUUCUCUUAUUCCCCAGGGUUUCCGCAAGACCAACCACACUCCCUAGGGCACAGAAAGAGCUAGAGAGUGAUCAUUAGGUAAGACACACACACACAACAGUGAUCUCAGGGUAGAAUCAUAGUACCUGAUUUGGUUAUGUAAUUGUAAUCAUGUAAACAUUUCUGAUUUUUUUUCUUAGAUUUUAAUCCUGUGCUAUUUUAAUAUAUAUAUAUAUUUUUUACUCUAAGAAGUAUUUACUCAGUCUUUCGAUAGUGAUACCUUCCCGGCUGGCACAUUUUUCAAAUUGUAAAUUUUCUCUUUAAAAAAUAAGUAAGCAUGACCCAAAAAUACCAUAUAAUUUUUAACCUCUUGUAUUCCAUAGAGGGUAUAGUUUCAUAUAAAUUAAGCUGUAAUAUAUGAAGGAACUUCAAAAAGUUCAUUUAAAAAAUGGAAUUGAAAGAUAAUGGAAUUCUUCCACAGACUUUUUAAAGCCCCCUCAUAGUUAGUUAAAUAGUAAUGUUUGUUUUGUAGAUUUCUCUGUUGUUUUUGUACUUGUGUUAAAAUGCUGUUUCCUAUGAAUAUUGGUACCAAUAAAUGAAUAACAAUGAU
This is a messenger RNA of Echinops telfairi (small Madagascar hedgehog), 4100 nucleotides long. RefSeq names its product ankyrin repeat and SOCS box containing 15 (gene ASB15). Gene Ontology annotation, molecular function: protein binding. The transcript has 10 exons. Gene Ontology annotation, biological process: intracellular signal transduction. NCBI's taxonomy places the organism in Eukaryota, Metazoa, Chordata, Mammalia, Afrosoricida, Tenrecidae. The coding region runs from base 138 to 1748 and encodes 536 amino acids. Gene Ontology annotation, cellular component: cytoplasm. The record is from RefSeq and is a predicted model, not a curated record.